UUGGUUUCUCCGUCACAAGUGUGAGGGCCAAAGAGCUGCGUCUUCCUCUUCAUUCCUGGUGUCUGCCCGGGGAUUAUUCUUGAGGGAUUUGGAAGACCAAGCUCUUUCCACUGUGCUGUGCAGUGUGGCAGCGACGCAGCAACGGAGCCAGCCCCGGGCAAGGCAGCUGCCCUCCCUCGCACCAUCAUGCCCCAGCAGCUCUCUGCAGUGGUGCUGCUCCUUGUGUGCCUGGCUGUAAAUUUUCAUUGUGGCUGUCAAAUAAGCACCAAAACAUAUCCAGAAAUCAGAAAGUAUCUUCAAUCCACAACAGCAGGGGCCACAGAAAACCCUUCUCUCCUGCAAACAACUAGCCAGGUGCCUCACAGAACAGCAAGAUCAACAGAUGGUCAUGACACCUCUCAAAUACCUGUCACAACCUCCAAGUCUGAGAGGGCAACAACCCACACAGCAAUAAAAACUCCAGCAACGACUACCCCGGUAACCACCGAAAGCACCCCCUCCACCAGCCCAAUAAACCACACUCUACUCACAACCCAGGCCACGGCCAACAUCUCAAAAACGGCUACUCCGGUCACCGAAGCUACAAUCGGCCCCAGCUCGGCUCCUCGCUCACUACCAUCCACCGUCACCCCACCAGCCCAUACAGCCGGAAGCAGCCCAUCAAACGUCAGCCACACAGCCGGGAACACCACCCAGUGCGGUAACCAGACCACCCUCCCGACAGCUUUGUCCACAGCACCACGCAGCAGCACAACCAGUCAGACGUCCACUCGACCCACCCCCGCCCCAGGAACAACCACGGCCCCGCGCACCACCACCCACACGGCCACGCCGACUACCACGGCCCCCGGGCCCACCCUUGCACCGCAGCCAUCGCCAGCGAAGACUGGAAUCUAUCGGGUUCUAAAUGGAAGCGAGCUCUGUAUCAAAGCAGAGAUGGGGAUAGAGCUGAUUCUUCAAGAGAAGGAGUCGGUUUUUUCACCUCUGAAAUACUUCAAUAUCGACCCCAAUGUGACCCAAGCCUCUGGGAACUGUGACUUGCGAAAAUCCAACCUUCUCUUGAAUUUCCAAGGUGGCUUUGUGAAUUUCACAUUUACCAAGGGUGAAAACUCAUAUUAUAUCAGUGAAGUGGGAGCCUAUUUGACCAUCUCAAAUCCAGAGAAAACUUACCAAGGAAUGAAAAGUGCUAUGAUGAUGUUUGAGACUAUGAUUGGGCAUUCCUUCAAAUGUGUGAGCAAACAGAGCAUCACGCUUUCACCCCACCUUCAUCUGAAAACAAUGAAUGUCCAACUUCAGGCCUUUGAUUUUGAAGGAGACAACUUUGGAAAUGUGGAUGAGUGUUCAUCUGACUACACAAUUGUGCUUCCUGUGAUUGGGGCCAUCGUGCUGGGUCUCUGCGCUGUGGGUUUGAUUGUUUAUGGCCUCCGCCUAAGGCGUGAAUCAUCUGGAUACCAGAGAAUCUAAUGGGUGCCCAGGGGAAAAGAAAACAACAGGGUGUAGAGAAUUCAUUAAUUAUUUCCAGCAUGUUGGACACUUCCCUCAUAGUGUGGGACCUUCCAACAAUGCAAACCACAAUCUUCAACAAAAACCAAGUCAUUUUUGAUAUAAGUUCAAGAAGCACUUCAAUUUUUAAGAAUUUUUUUGUUAAUUUUAUGAACAAUGUAGUGAGCUGUUUAAGAACAUUUUCUAGUUUCCUUCAUAACAUUUUAACCUCUCAAAGGCAACAUUUGAGAUAUGUUAACAUAAUUGAGAUUUGAAAACAUAAUUGACAUAAUGUAUGCAAAGUGACACAUGGUACCUGUGUCUGCAUUGGGGAUUUGUCUAUAAAACAGACUUUCAGGGCUUUUAUUAUCUGUGUUUUAUGUAAUGUACAUAUGUCUGGUGAUGUAAUUACCUGAUUUUCCACUUUUCAAUUUAUUAAAAUCAUUGAAAAGAGCAACAAUAUCACAGGCUGUCUUGGUUUUUGAUGUGAAACCAAGAAGAAGAACAAAUCACUUAUUUUUUUUUAUCUUGAUGACUCCUGCUCCAAAAUCAUUGAAGACUAACAAUUAGGUGGCUACACAAAAAUAGAUUUCAAUCAUGUGCAAGAAACAAUAAUAGUGGUUUCUUAUUUCUUGAACUCAUAUAUAUCAGACACAAGGCUAAGCAGUUUCCAUACAUUUCAUUCAAUCCCCCAAGGAAACUUGGACUUAAGGAAAUUAAUUCUCUUAAAUGUCACCCAGUCAACAGGUGGCAGAGCAAGAGUUCAAACUUACGUUGACCUGGUAUGAAAGCCCUUGGCCUUCUUAUUACACCAAGUUGCCUACAUAAACAAUGACACUAAAUUAUGCUGCCCAAAGUUUCACACCAGCUUAUGCCCCAUUUUUACAGAGGAAUGGAUUUAUCCAGAAUCAUGAGAGAUUAGGGUAGAUGAGAGGAAGACUUUACAUAUAAUAGUCAUCUUCAAUAAAGUUCUCUACUCCCUUAAAAGGUCUCUGAGACAUUAGUCAAUUUCUCAUUUUUAUGGGAUUAUUUAGUUGUGGCUCUAAGGAUGAAGGGAUAGAAUAAACCUCUCGAGGUAUUUUUUUUUUCUUUGAAAAAUUGAGAAAAACUGACCUCUUACCAACUUUUCUUUCUUGACUAUAGAUCCCCCCCUUGUGGUAACUUGCUUCUUCAGUACUUGUAUAUUUACAUUUUCUAUUCUAGUUCAAUUUAUUCAGUAGAGCAGUCCACUAAGAAUUUUAUUCCUGCAUGUUUGUAUUGCUAAUGAGAGGAACUAAGUCAGGAUAUUAAUAGAAAAGACCACACAACCCUCCGAUUCUUUAAUAAAGGAGCAAUUGAAGUGAACCUAGAGUACAUAUUGACUUUUUGAAUUAGUAGAGUCAACAAGGUCCUGACUUUAGUUUCAACAGAAUUUUGAAUUGUAUUAUAAGUUUUUGUAAUAAAAACUUAUUUUGGAGGCUCAUUUAUGUCACUCAUUUCUUAUAAUACUGUUUUAUGCUAUUAAAGUUUUGUUUACAA
Molecule: messenger RNA, 3000 nt
Organism: Choloepus didactylus (southern two-toed sloth)
Lineage: Eukaryota; Metazoa; Chordata; Mammalia; Pilosa; Megalonychidae
Gene: LAMP3
Product: lysosomal associated membrane protein 3
Exons: 6
Coding region: 187-1464 (425 amino acids)
Cellular component (GO): membrane
Source: RefSeq, a predicted model, not a curated record